Messenger RNA from Salvia splendens (bonfire salvia), 1560 nucleotides. RefSeq lists its product as uncharacterized. The transcript has 5 exons. The coding region runs from base 306 to 1346 and encodes 346 amino acids. Lineage: Eukaryota; Viridiplantae; Streptophyta; Magnoliopsida; Lamiales; Lamiaceae. Gene Ontology annotation, molecular function: DNA binding. The record is from RefSeq and is a predicted model, not a curated record.
UGACAUGUGGUGAUGUUGGUUUCGGUCAGAGUGGAUUCAAAUAAAAAAGAACAAAAAAAAGGGGGGCAAAUAAAAAAAUGCUGGAAAGGAAGAGUAAUUCGGUAUUUUUGUAGAAUUGAUUGAAUCCCUGGUGAAAGAUCCAACUUGGUGUUUCUCUUGCAGUGCAAGCCCACAGAGUGGUCGUGAAUGCGAUUUGUCCGCUUUCGACCCUCCAAUUAAACCACUCUGCUCACACUUCACACCUUUUUUUUUCUAGUAAUUUCCCAGCUUUACCUUUCUUCAAAGAUUACAACUCACGCUAUCAUAUGAAAUCAUGUGAGAGAAGAAGAAGAAGAAGAAGAAGAGACUGUUUCCUAUUCCCAGAAAAAAAAGUUCUCUUUUUUGGGGGGAGUCAGUGUUUGUCCCAGAGGAAGAAGUUGAAAAUAGUGCAAAAUUGUGAAAUGGAUGGUGAACGCCCGGAGUGGCUGCCGGUGGACUGGAAAGUUUGUGUGAGAGUUCGGAGCUCUGGAAGAAAAGAUAGGUAUUAUGUGAGUCCAUCAAAUGACCACAGAUUCAAGUCCAAGCCUGAGGUGUUUCGGUAUCUUAAGAAUGCUGAGAAAGAUCUCAAACUCAGGCUGCGGAAUAAGGUAGACAUGAAAAAGAGUGUCAAAGAAAGAUUAUUACCUUCGGGAUCGAUCAAGGGUGGCAAGACCAGGAGAGACACGGUAAAGUCAGAAGGUGAAUGCAUUGAUCCAUCACAUACAGAUGCUUCUGCGCAAAUAGAAAAAGAAAAUGAUUCUGUGGCAGAAGAUGAGGAAAAGGCAGCAUCCCUGAAGAAGAGAAAGAAAAACAGCAAAUGGAUGAAUGAGCUGCCUCGCAGAAGUUCAAAACGGCUUGCUCGGGUCGAAGCAGAUCCACCAUUAGAUGUUGAGACUAUCGGCAAAUCUGAGCUGUCAGGUAGUACAGAGAUGAAGAAGCAUGAAGAAGCUUCCACCAAUUUGCCACUGGAAGAUGUUUCAUCUACUGAAGAGCAUGAGUGUGAUGAAAAGAAGCUCAAGUCUUCACUGAAUGAUUUAGUUAUGGAUCCAUGCAUCGAGUUUGCAAUCAAAACUCUCACCGGUGCAAUCCCGAUAGAAGAUGUGAACAAGAUGAAUGAGGUGUCCCCCAUCCAAGCUUCAGCUUCCUCCUGCGCGCUUCCUUUCAGUGAUAUCUGGGCCGAUCCUUGUUUUGAGUUCGCAGUGAAGAUGCUUACCAAUGAAAUCCCAGUGGAGGAUGGCUCCCAUUUUCAGAAUGCAUUCCAGCAGCUUCUUAGCUCACAUCAGGAACCACUACCAAAUGACAAUUCCAACCACUGUAUUACAAAAUGAAAAUGUUUGUAGCAAGUUUCUAGGUUUAGAUAGAUCGUCUGUUUUGAUGCCCUUGUCUAAAAUUACUUGAAAUAUUUAGUCAUUCUAGCGACUUUCUGCAGCAGCUGGCUAGAAUUCCUGAUUUUGUAAAUCUAUCUGGAUAAUCUGAAUUAUACUUCAGAUUACAUGGUCCAGACUCCAGAACGAUUUUUUGAAGAAUUUCAGUGUUCUUAAA